CUCUCUGGGGUCCCUAGGGAGGUUAAAAUUAUCGACCUUCAAAAAAUUACCGACUAUUUCGAAGACAAAGAUGCUUAUAACACCCACCAGGUGUCGUUACUGUGAUUUUCUAUCAAAACGCAAUUCAACGAACAAAAAAAAUGAAUAAACAAUGACGCUAAACGUAUUUAUGUAAACAAUAGUAUUGUGUUUAUUUAAUUUAUAAAAGAGGUUAUUUAGUGAAUUAAAUAUUUAUUAGUAUUGUUAAUUAAACAAAUGCAUUGUUGAAUAUGAGUAAAAUAAAACUGACCGUUAGAAGUUGAUAUUUAUUGAGAAAAAUUAAAAAUUUUUCUAAACAAAGUGCCUAACAAUCAACAAGUGACAACAAAGGAAUUAUGUAAAUGAAAGAAAAUAAAUAAAAGUAGAUUUUUAGAAGCUUUAAAUAAAUUAAAUUAAUCUUAUAUUAAUUUUAUGAUGUGAAGAAAAAUUACAGCGGCUAUUUAAACAAUAUAACUCUGUUAUAUCGAUUGAUCGACUAAAUCAUCAAUCAAUUUUCCAUUACACGACAUCAAUAAUCUCCAUCAUAACUCCAAUAACAUCCAGUCUUCACAUUUUGGAGCACAUUCCAAUCUUCGGAGCAAUUUAAUUCAUCUAGCCCUACAGAAUCGAAUAGAUAUUUAAAAAUUACCUUCAAAACAUCACUCCCCACUCUUGAGUUGUCGAGUUGAUGUCGAGGAGUAUGGAGAAAAAUAAGUGGUAGGGAUGGCUCAAAUCGCACGUCUCAUGACCGUUGGAAGAUGUUUUACGGUGUUGGAUCGGUCGUUGGCGGUUGCACGUAGUUUGGAAUACAUCAGAUCCAGCUCCAAGUUAAUAAACCCAAAGGGAAAUAAUUAUUUAACCAUCAACAUUAUCAACAAUUGUGAUUGGUGUGAUUGAAUAAUUACCAGUGUAAAUGAGUGGGUAUUUUUGAAAGCAGUGGUAUCGAGUGUUAAAGAUUAUUUUAACUAGUUUAUGACCUCUGGUUGCAGUUUUUUGAUGGAAUGUGAGAUGGAUAUGGCGGUAAGACGCGCCAAAUAAAUGUUAAAAUAAUAAAUAAUUGUCAUUAUGUGGCAUUAAUAGUGAUUAGAAAGCAUAUUAAUGACAUACUAUUCUUAGAAUAGUGAUUAUCUAACUGAUAAUAAAAGUGAUUUGACUGAUAAAUUAAAAUUAAAGUUGACUAGACUGUAUUUUUCUCAUCUGUUCCGGUCUGGGAUCCGUUGAAACCCAACGGAAUGUGGCACGAGGAAGCAAAAGGUGAUUAUGGUGGGAGAGUUUAUGGGAAUUAGCAUUAAAUUAUUCUUCCGGUUGUUAAAAAGGAUUAAUCGGAGGAAAAGGAAGUAGAAACGAUUAAAAGAUGGUAUUAACAGUGAUUAAUAAUCAUAAUUAAAACAGAAGAACAUGGAAAAUAAGUGGAGAUUAGUUGAUUGAUGAUAAAAAAUCGAUUGGAUAAUAAAUUAAAAAUAAUUGAUGAAAGUAAAAAGAAAAAUAUGAUGUGAACUAAAUGGACAAAAGUUAUUAAUUUGUGCUGAUACAGAUGCUAAAGCACAUUCCGACGGGGCAACCGUCGUCAGCGGGCUCCAGAAAUCAUCAUCAUGAAUAUCCAACUCAAAUAUCUGGUACUUUACAUCAUCAUUUUGGUUCAGGUUCAACCACAAGUGCUAGAGUACCAAGAAUUAACGAUUCAACAAUAUAUGAUUCAGUUUUAUCGUCACAAAAGAUUGGAUCUGUUCAUCGGCAUCCAUUGAAUCAUUCACAAUUGAGUGUCAAUAAUUUGGCAUCAAAACUCAAUCAUACACAUUCAUUGAAUUUAUCAGCAUUAUCAGCAUCAAAACAUUCAAUUGAUAGUGCUAGUCCAGUAGGAAAUGAAAUUAUUCAUCAUCAUAAUAAUAAUCAUCAUAAUAAUUCACUACAUCAUCAUCUAUAUCAUCAUCAUCACCAAACAUCAGCAUCACACCAAACUAAUACACAGGUGAUGAAUGAACGUACCAUCCAAGCUAAUGGAGGUCUGGACAUUUCGAGACUAUCUCGGUUGCCAAGCCGAACUACUCCAUCCCCAGCACCUGUCGCUACAAUUCAUGCACCUGUUUCACAACCAACCCAACCCACUAGGACGUCUACUAAUACUCCCGGUCUUCCGGUACCUACUCAAGAUACAUCAUGGACGUCGUUUUGUUUAAGAAGAAACCCAAAAAAUCCGGAAACUGGUGUCAAAGAAAUGCUAACAUUCCUUGGUCUUCUUUGUUUAGUUUCACUACUUCUAGCAAUGUUAUCUCAUAUUUUUUUGCUUAAAAUAUCUCCAGUCUCUGUAUCACCAACGAGUCUCAUCAGUCCAGAGGAAUAUACCAUUGUUUAUGAAAUUACACUAGCACUUUGUGCUUUAGCAAUGUCUUUGAAUUUGUGCUGUCUACUUGUAUGUGCUAUUCAAUUCCUCUUUGCUAUGAAACUCGUCAAGUCGUCAUACAAUCAAAGCCGAACCAGUAUGUACUUACAAAAAUCAUCGGUAAGCAGAAUGUGCGCAAUAGGAGGAUUCUUCGUCAGCAUUCCUGUUUUUCUCACUGGUAUGAUACUUUAUACUUUCAUUCAGUUUCAUUCAACACCAGCGAUCAUUAUAUCAGUCUUUAUUGGCCUUGGUAUCAUUUUUUGCGGUUGUGCUAUGGUACACAAUGUUUUUGUAUGGCAAAAAGAAAAAACAAAUGCUGUAAAAGAACUGGCAAAAGCACAAUGUGAAGCAGCGAUACAAUUUCAACGUCAACAAAUGCAACAACAGCAACAACAAUUACAACAAACAAAUAGUACAAAUCGAAUCCCAUCAACAUUAUUACAAAAUAAUUGUUCAAAAAUGGGAAAUUCAACACUUCCUCAUUCAUAUAAUCAUCUACGUGGUCAAUAUUCACAAAAUAAAUAUCAACCUCAUCAUCAUGAACAAAAUAGAAUGAUGUCACCGGCAUUAAGGACACUAUCAGCAAGUCCAGCUGUUCAUAAUCAUUCAAGCGAUAUACACAGGGUACUAACAAGUCCACCUGCAACUCCAGCUGAAGAUCAUUCACCUACAAGUCCUAUUAAUAAAUCACUUAAUCGAUCUCAUCUUCAACGUGAAGCAAGUGGAAGUUGUAGUCCGGGUUUACCAACAGCUACACUGGAUCUCAGUAGUGCUGCUAAUACAAAUAGUCCACAUGAAUUAUCAACUUUAGUUUAGAAUAUUAAGUUUUAUAUUGCGAUGGAGAAGCUAAAUGUGCUUUUGGACUUUUUUUUCUUGUUCCUAAAUUAAGGUGGUCUGAUGAAAAGUAGUAUUAUCUUCAUUUUAUCGACCUUUUUAAAAGACUAAUACUUCUUUUAUCUACAAAAAACGUUACAAAAUUUCCUUGUGUUUAGUUUAUUAAAUAUACCCUAGUAGCCGGGUCUUAAAAGUCUGCUGAGUCUUGCACAAUGAUCUGGUACAGAGUGUCUGACUCUACAGCAGUGCCAUAGGUGUCUGCUUCCACAUUUACAUAUGGAUCUUACGACAGAUUAUUAUUCCAUGAUCCAACUCCAAAUUUUGCAGCAGAUUGGCAUCAAAGAAACCAGCAGUAUUGACUUCUUCCAUAUGUUGAUGAAACGAUGUCUUCCUUAUUUCUGUUGAAGAUCUGCUAAUUUUCUCACCAGCUUCUUCAUCAAAUCUACAGCAAAAUUUAGAGUUAGAGACCCUGAUGUAACAUUCUGUCGCAAGAUCCAUGUGAUCUAAAUGACGAAGCAGACACAGUCUGCAGUUCUUUCAUAAGAUAAUCAGAAGAGUUUAUGAAUGCCUUUUGAAGAAUGUUGUCUUGCCAAUGGACUGUGCUACUAGGGAUCAUUUAUAGCUUCCAUCUUUUAUCUCUGAAUAAUAUUUAAUUUAUUACUAUGCAAUUUUUUUUUCACCAUUUUUAAUUGUACUUUAAUUCAACUAACUGCCCAAUUUCAUCUGACUACCUUGAGGUACAUAAUAUUAAAGAAAAAAAAAAGAGUAUCAAUUAUUUAGAUACAAAGCCAUCGAAAAUUGUACAUAAAAGUAUUUUUAUAUCAAACAAAUUUAUUUUUCAGUUUUUAUUUUUAUUUUUAAAACACACACACAGCUUCAUUAAAGAAUUCUUGCCAUUUGUAUAAUC
Messenger RNA from Chelonus insularis, 4139 nucleotides. RefSeq lists its product as uncharacterized. The record is from RefSeq and is a predicted model, not a curated record. The coding region runs from base 1553 to 3214 and encodes 553 amino acids. The transcript is spliced from 6 exons. Lineage: Eukaryota; Metazoa; Arthropoda; Insecta; Hymenoptera; Braconidae.